CGCUACUACUGGUGCUGCUGCUGCACCUCGGAGCGCAGGAGCAGCAGCCGCAGAAGGGGAGGGCGGCGCCUGGCUGAGCCCUGUGGCUGUGUCCUGCAGGACCCCCGAGGGUGCUGGGGUACGUGCUGGAAGUGGAGAUGGAAGAAGCAGCAAGGAAACAUCGGUUGAAGCAGCAGCUGCAGAGAAUGGCUAUGUGGAGGUCCAAGUGGCCAUCUUGCCGGAGCUUGUACAACGGCAGCAGCAGCAGCUACAGGGGCGCCCAUUGUACGGCACACCGCCGGACCCGCAAGAGGGUGCCGUACGGCAUGAUCUCUCUCCCGCUGUCGUACGGAUUGUAGCCGUUGGCACGUGCGGCGGAGUUGUGCUGGACGAGCUGGUGGAGGUGCCGUACAGCUCGCCGCCGCCAUUUGGUGACUUCGGUAGCGUUAACGCCGACAGUGGUGACUGUGGUGACAGUGGUGACAGUGGUGACUGUGGCGGGAUUGGCGGUGGCAGCUUUGCAAGCGAGGGUGAUGGCGGCGAUCCAGACGUCCCGAUCUGCUUUGGUUGCGGUAACAGCAGCAGCUGGUUCAUCUUCCAGAUCCGUCUGCCUCGCCCAGUCCACCCGGGCGUCGUGUACCUUCACCUCCUGCCCUCGCCGGGCGCCGACAACACCGCCACCGCUCCUGUCUCCGCCGCCACCGCUGCUUCUUCCUGCGGCCGUGACAACGUCUCCCACCACCCCACAGCGCCGUCCCCGCCCGCUGGCGACGCUGCCGCUGCUGGUGCUGCCGUCGACGGCGGCAGCCGAAGAGAUUUGCGGCCUGUACGACAACAUGACGUCAGAGCUACAGCGCCUUUGGUUGCUAAUGCGUACGAAUGACGGCGGCAGCGACGAAGACGGCGACAGUGCUCUUCCGUCGUACGGCGACGCAGGUACGGCCCGCGCCGUCGCCUUCCAAGACCACUUCCUGCCAUUCGCAAACGACGCCGCCCACCUCAUCACCAGCUGCCAUGCUCUCGUACAAGGGCGCAGCGCGGCCACGGUAACAUACUCUGGCAGUAGCGCUGGCGGCGGCGGAGGAGGC
Messenger RNA from Astrephomene gubernaculifera, 1067 nucleotides. The record is from the annotation of a GenBank genome assembly. NCBI's taxonomy places the organism in Eukaryota, Viridiplantae, Chlorophyta, Chlorophyceae, Chlamydomonadales, Astrephomenaceae.